Messenger RNA from Dipodomys spectabilis (banner-tailed kangaroo rat), 1832 nucleotides. RefSeq names its product leucine rich repeat transmembrane neuronal 4 (gene Lrrtm4). Gene Ontology annotation, molecular function: protein binding. NCBI's taxonomy places the organism in Eukaryota, Metazoa, Chordata, Mammalia, Rodentia, Heteromyidae. The record is from RefSeq and is a predicted model, not a curated record. The coding region runs from base 60 to 1832 and encodes 590 amino acids. The transcript has 3 exons.
AGAGACCAAAUAAGAAGAAAGCUGAGAAAGGGUUGGAAAACGUUUUCGAAUGACAAAGAAUGGGUUUCCAUUUAAUUACGCAGCUGAAAGGCAUGAGUGUGGUUCUGGUGCUACUUCCGACCCUGCUGCUUUUUAUGCUCACGGGAGCUCAGAGAGCUUGCCCAAAAAACUGCAGGUGUGAUGGGAAAAUUGUGUACUGUGAGUCUCACGCUUUUGCAGAUAUCCCAGAGAACAUUUCCGGAGGGUCCCAAGGCUUAUCGUUAAGGUUCAAUAGCAUUCAGAAGCUCAAAGCCAAUCAGUUUGCUGGCCUUAACCAGCUUAUAUGGCUUUAUCUUGACCAUAAUUAUAUUAGCUCCGUGGAUGAAGAUGCCUUUCAAGGGAUCCGUAGACUGAAAGAAUUAAUUCUCAGCUCCAACAAAAUUACCUAUCUGCACAAUAAAACAUUUCACCCAGUUCCCAAUCUCCGUAAUCUGGACCUCUCUUACAAUAAACUUCAGACUUUGCAAUCGGAACAAUUUAAAGGCCUGCGGAAGCUCAUCAUUUUACACUUGAGAUCUAACUCCCUAAAGACUGUGCCCAUAAGAGUUUUUCAGGACUGCCGAAAUCUUGACUUUCUGGAUUUGGGUUACAAUCGUCUUAGAAGCUUGUCACGCAAUGCUUUUGCUGGCCUUUUGAAAUUGAAAGAGCUUCACUUGGAACACAACCAGUUUUCCAAGAUCAACUUUGCUCAUUUUCCACGUCUCUUCAACCUCCGUUCCAUCUACUUACAGUGGAACCGGAUUCGCUCCAUCAGCCAAGGCCUGACCUGGACUUGGAGUUCCUUACACAACUUGGAUUUAUCAGGGAAUGACAUCCAAGGCAUUGAACCAGGCACAUUUAAAUGCCUACCCAACUUGCAAAAACUGAAUUUGGAUUCCAACAAGCUGACCAACAUCUCCCAGGAAACUGUCAAUGCAUGGAUUUCACUAAUAUCCAUUACUUUGUCUGGAAAUAUGUGGGAAUGCAGUCGGAGCAUUUGUCCACUGUUUUAUUGGCUCAAGAACUUCAAAGGAAAUAAGGAAAGCACCAUGAUCUGUGCCGGACCUAAGCACAUCCAAGGGGAAAAGGUGAGCGAUGCAGUGGAAACAUACAACAUCUGUUCUGAAGUCCAGGUGGUUAACACGGAAAGAUCACAUCUGGUCCCUCAAACUCCCCAGAAGCCUCUGUUUCUCCCCAAACCCACCCUCUUCAAGCCUGAUACCACCCAAUCCACCCUUGAUACAGCAAGCCCUUCCCCGGGGUUUCAGAUUCCUGGCGCAGAGCAAGAAUAUGAGCAUGUUUCCUUUCACAAAAUUAUUGCAGGGAGUGUGGCUCUGUUUCUCUCGGUGGCCAUGAUCCUCUUGGUAAUCUAUGUGUCUUGGAAACGCUAUCCCGCCAGCAUGAAACAACUUCAACAACAUUCUCUUAUGAAGAGGCGGCGGAAAAAGGCCAGAGAGUCUGAGAGACAAAUGAAUUCCCCUUUACAGGAGUAUUAUGUGGACUACAAGCCUACAAACUCUGAGACCAUGGAUAUAUCGGUUAAUGGAUCUGGGCCCUGCACAUAUACCAUCUCUGGCUCCAGGGAAUGUGAGAUACCACACCACGUGAAGCCGCUGCCCUACUACAGCUACGAACAGCCAGUGAUGGGGUACUGCCAAGCCCACCAGCCGCUACACGUCAACAAGGGCUAUGAGACCAUGUCUCCAGAGCAAGAAGAGAGCCCCAGCCUAGAGCUUGGGAGAGACCACAGCUUCAUAGCCACGAUUGCCAGGUCGGCAGCACCGACCAUUUACCUGGAAAGAAUAACAAAUUAA